Molecule: messenger RNA, 5657 nt
Organism: Ceratotherium simum simum (southern white rhinoceros)
Lineage: Eukaryota; Metazoa; Chordata; Mammalia; Perissodactyla; Rhinocerotidae
Source: RefSeq, a predicted model, not a curated record
GGAACUGAACACCAAGUGCGUGGUGGAGAUGGAAGGGAAUCAAACGGUCCUGCACCCUCCUCCUUCCAACACCAAACAGGGAGAAAGGAAACCUCCCAAGGUAUUUGCCUUUGAUUAUUGCUUUUGGUCCAUGGAUGAAUCUAACACUACAAAAUAUGCUGGUCAAGAGGUGGUUUUCAAGUGCCUUGGGGAAGGAAUUCUUGAAAAAGCCUUUCAGGGGUAUAAUGCAUGUAUUUUUGCAUAUGGACAGACAGGCUCAGGAAAAUCCUUCUCCAUGAUGGGCAAUGCUGAGCAGCUGGGCCUUAUUCCAAGGCUCUGUUGUGCUUUAUUUAAAAGGAUCUCUGUGGAGCAAAAUGAGUCACAGACUUUUAAAGUCGAAGUAUCCUAUAUGGAAAUUUAUAAUGAGAAAGUUCGGGAUCUUUUAGACCCCAAAGGGAGUAGACAGUCUCUGAAGGUUCGAGAGCAUAAAGUUUUGGGACCAUAUGUAGAUGGUUUGUCCCAACUGGCUGUCACUAGCUUUGAGGAUAUUGAGUCAUUGAUGUCUGAGGGAAAUAAGUCUCGGACAGUAGCUGCAACCAACAUGAAUGAAGAAAGUAGCCGCUCCCAUGCUGUGUUCAACAUCAUAAUCACACAGACACUUUACGACCUGCAGUCUGGGAACUCGGGAGAGAAAGUCAGUAAGGUCAGCUUGGUAGACCUGGCGGGUAGCGAAAGAGUGUCUAAAACGGGAGCCGCCGGAGAGCGACUGAAAGAAGGCAGCAAUAUCAACAAAUCGCUUACAACCUUGGGAUUGGUUAUAUCAUCGCUGGCUGACCAGGCAGCUGGCAAGGGUAAAAACAAAUUUGUGCCUUAUCGAGAUUCAGUCCUCACUUGGCUUCUUAAGGACAAUUUGGGGGGCAACAGCCAGACCUCUAUGAUAGCCACCAUUAGCCCAGCAGCAGACAACUAUGAAGAGACCCUCUCCACGUUACGAUAUGCAGAUCGAGCCAAGAGGAUCGUCAACCAUGCCAUUGUGAAUGAGGAUCCCAACGCAAAAGUCAUCCGGGAACUGCGGGAGGAAGUGGAGAAACUGAGAGAGCAACUCUCGCAGGCUGAGGCUAUGAAGGCCCCUGAACUGAAGGAGAAGCUUGAAGAGUCUGAAAAGCUGAUAAAAGAACUAACGGUGACAUGGGAAGAGAAGCUAAGGAAAACAGAAGAAAUUGCACAGGAGAGACAACGACAACUUGAAAGUAUGGGGAUUUCCCUGGAGACAUCUGGUAUCAAGGUGGGGGAUGACAAGUGCUACUUAGUCAACCUGAACGCAGACCCUGCUCUCAAUGAACUUCUGGUUUAUUAUUUAAAGGACCAUACCAGGGUGGGUGCAGAUACCUCCCAGGACAUCCAGCUGUUUGGAAUAGGAAUUCAGCCUGAGCACUGUGAGAUUGAUAUUGCAUCUGAUGGAGAGGUCUCUCUUACUCCAAAAGAAAAUGCAAGGUCCUGUGUAAAUGGCACCCUUGUGUGCAGUACCACCCAGCUGUGGCACGGUGAUAGAAUCCUGUGGGGAAAUAACCACUUCUUUAGAAUUAAUUUACCUAAGAGGAAACGGCGAGAUUGGUUGAAAGAUUUUGAGAAGGAAACAGGCCCGCCAGAGCAUGACCUGGAUGCAGCCAGUGAAGCUUCCUCGGAACCAGACUAUAACUAUGAAUUUGCACAGAUGGAAGUUAUCAUGAAAACGCUGAAUAGUAAUGGUGGCUUCCCGAUAAUAAGCCUGUCUGCUUGGUGGUCGUCCCCUUGGUGGUCCUACUUGAAGAUUCUCUUCCCUCUCAUGUGGUUUCAGACGAAGCUUCUCCACAAACACUGGGAUAAAGACCCAGUUCAAAAUGUGGUCCAGGUCCUGGAGAAACAAUACCUGGAAGAAAAGAGGAGUGCCCUUGAGGAGCAGCGGCUCAUGUAUGAGCGGGAGCUGGAGCAACUCCGCCAGCAGCUCUCCCCUGAGAGGCAGCCCCAGAGCAGCGGCCCCGACCGCCUGGCCUACAGCAGCCAGACGGCUCAGCAGAAGGUGACCCAGUGGGCAGAGGAGAGGGAUGAACUCUUCCGUCAAAGCCUGGCAAAACUGCGUGAGCAGCUAGUUAAAGCUAAUACCUUGGUGAGGGAGGCAAACUUCUUAGCUGAGGAAAUGAGCAAACUCACCGACUACCAGGUGACUCUACAGAUCCCUGCUGCAAACCUCAGUGCCAAUAGAAAGAGAGGAGCAAUAGUGAGUGAGCCAGCAAUUCAGGUGAGGAGGAAAGGAAAGAGCACCCAAGUUUGGACCAUUGAGAAGCUGGAGAAUAAAUUAAUUGAUAUGAGAGACCUUUAUCAAGAAUGGAAGGAAAAAGUUCCUGAGGCAAAGCGACUCUGUGGGAAACGAGGUGACCCUUUCUAUGAAGCACAAGAGAAUCACAACCUCAUUGGCGUGGCUAAUGUGUUCUUGGAGUGUCUCUUCUGCGAUGUGAAACUUCAGUAUGCAGUCCCCAUCAUCAGCCAGCAGGGGGAGGUUGCAGGGCGCCUCCAUGUGGAAGUGAUGCGCGUCACAGGAGCUGUGCCGGAGCGUGUGGUGGAGGAUGAUUCCUCAGAGAACUCCAGUGAAAGUGGGAGCCUUGAAGUCGUGGACAGCAGCGGGGAAAUCAUUCACAGAGUCAAAAAACUGACAUGCCGGGUAAAAAUUAAAGAGGCAACUGGGCUGCCCUUAAACCUCUCGAAUUUCGUCUUCUGUCAAUACACGUUCUGGGACCAGUGUGAGUCUACAGUGGCUGCCCCAGUUGUGGACCCAGAGGUGCCGUCCCCACAGUCCAAGGAUGCCCAGUACACCGUGACCUUCUCUCACUGUAAGGACUUUGUGGUGAAUGUAACAGAAGAAUUCCUGGAGUUCAUUUCAGAUGGAGCACUGGCAAUUGAAGUAUGGGGCCACCGGUGUGCUGGAAAUGGUAGCUCCAUCUGGGAAGUCGAUUCUCUUCAUGCGAAGACACGAACACUGCAUGAUAGGUGGAAUGAAGUAACUCGGAGAAUAGAAAUGUGGAUCUCCAUACUGGAAUUGAAUGAGUUAGGGGAAUACGCUGCAGUGGAGCUUCAUCAGGCAAAAGAUGUCAACACAGGAGGCAUCUUUCAACUGAGACAGGGUCAUUCCCGGAGAGUGCAAGUCACAGUGAAACCUGUACAGCAUUCAGGGACAUUGCCACUUAUGGUUGAAGCCGUCUUGUCAGUAUCCAUUGGCUGUGUGACUGCCAGGUCCACUAAGCUCCAAAGAGGGCUGGACAGUUACCAGAGAGAUGAUGAGGAUGGUGAUGAUAUGGAUAGUUAUCAGGAAGAAGACUUAAACUGUGUAAGAGAGAAGUGGUCUGAUGCACUCAUCAAACGACGAGAAUACUUAGAUGAACAGAUUAAAAAAGUCAGCAAUAAAAAAGAGAAAACAGAGGAUGACAUGGAGCGGGAAGCCCGGCUUGUGGAGCAGUGGGUGGGGCUGACGGAGGAAAGGAAUGCUGUGCUGGUGCCGGCGCCGGGCAGUGGCAUCCCCGGGGCGCCCGCUGACUGGAUCCCACCACCUGGAAUGGAAACCCACAUACCGGUUCUCUUCCUUGAUUUGAGUGCGGAUGACCUCAGUGCCAAUGAGCAACUCGUGGGCACCCAUGCAUCAGGCGUGAACUCCAUCCUGCCCAAGGAGCAUGGCAGCCAGUUUUUCUACUUGCCCAUCAUAAAGCACAGUGAUGAGGAGGUUUCAGCCACAGCCUCUUGGGACUCCUCCGUGCAUGAUUCCAUUCACUUGAAUAGGGUCACCCCACAGAAUGAGAGGAUUUACCUAAUAGUGAAGACCACAGUCCAGCUCAGCCACCCGGCUGCUAUGGAGUUAGUAUUACGAAAACGGAUUGCAGCCAAUAUUUACAACAAACAGAGUUUCACCCAGAGUUUAAAGAGGAGAAUAUCGUUGAAAAAUAUAUUUUAUUCCUGUGGUGUAACCUAUGAAAUAGUAUCCAACAUACCAAAGGCAACGGAGGAGAUUGAGGACCGGGAAACCCUGGCGCUCAUGGCAGCAAGGAGUGAGAACGAAGGCACGUCGGACGGGGAGACGUACAUUGAGAAGUACACGCGCGGCGUGCUGCAGGUGGAGAACAUUCUGAGCCUUGAACGGCUCCGGCAGGCAGUCACGGUCAAAGAAGCACUUUCCACCAAAGCUCGGCACCUGCGGAGGAGCCUCAGCACGCCAAAUGUUCAUAAUGUUUCCUCCAGUCGACCAGACCUUUCUGGCUUUGAUGAAGAUGAUAAGGGUUGGCCAGAGAACCAGUUAGACGUGUCUGACUACAGCUCCAGUUACCAAGAUGUGGCGUGUUAUGGAACUUUACCCAGGGAUUCACCUCGAAGGAGUAAAGAAGGGAGUGGUUGCACAUCAGAGAAUCAUGCCUUAACAGUCAGCCCUUUUAAAGCAUUCUCUCCUCAGCCACCAAAGUUUUUCAAGCCCCUAAUGCCUGUAAAGGAGGAGCAUAAGAAAAGGAUGGCUCUUGAAGCAAGGCCUCUUCUAAGCCAGGAGAGCAUGCCUCCAUCUCAGGCACAUAACCCUGGCUGCAUUGUACCCUCAGGAAGCAAUGGCAGCAGCAUGCCUGUAGAAAACAAUAGCAAACGUGAGAAGAAGAUUGACUCUGAAGAGGAAGAAAAUGAUUUGGAAGCUCUUAACAGGAAGCUGAUAAGUUCACAGCCUUAUGUACCUGUGGAGUUUGCUGACUUCAGUGUUUACAAUGCCAGCUUGGAGAACAGGGAGUGGUUUUCUUCUAAAGUAGAUUUGACGAACUCAAGAGUCUUGGAGAAAGAAGUGUCCCGUAGCCCUACCACCAGCAGUAUUACCAGUGGCUACUUUUCCCACAGUGCCUCCAAUGCCACUCUGUCUGACAUGGUGGUCCCUUCUAGUGACAGCUCAGAUCAGCUAGCCAUUCCGACGAAAGAUGCAGACUCCAAUGAGCGUUCCGGAGCACAAUCAUCACUUGUGCAUGAUUUCAGACCAUCCUCAAACAAAGAGCUUACAGAACUAGAAAGAGGCUUGGUAAAGGAUAAGGUAAUCAUGGUGCCACUCAAGGAAAACAGUGCCUUAGCCAAAGGGAGCCCAUCAUCCCAAAGCAUCCCUGAGAAAAACUCCAAAACACGCUGUAGGACUGGCUCAUGUUCAGAACAAGAUGCCUGUGCCAGCAAAAAUGGCCAACCGGCCAGAGAAUUCUGCCCCAGGGAAGUGACCAUAGAACACACCACAAACAUCCUUGAGGAUCAUUCUUUCACGGAGUUCAUGGGUGUGUCAGAUGGGAGAGAUUUUGACGGUUUGACAGAUUCUUCUGCUGGAGAGCUUCCGAGUAGGAGGAACCUACCAAAUAAAAUGGACAAUAAGAGUGUCUCAGAUGGGCCACAGGACCCUGGCCAGCUGCAUUCCUCAGCAGAGAAUGACCAGGGGAGCACAACCACACGGUGAAAGGCAGCAAGGACUUCCUCCGCAGGCCAUGGCAUCUUUGUUCCGGUCACCUCUUAAAAGCGCCAGUCCCAUAAACAUGCUGCGGCCCAGCCAGACCUCAGACCAGCGGAGAAGCCCUGUGUUUCUGGGGCCACCUCCUUUCACCUCCCAAGCGGGGAGAAGCAGCACUUUGUCACUCGGGUGAAUCGGCAGC